Pseudozyma hubeiensis SY62 is the source of this 291-nucleotide messenger RNA. Its product is annotated as multidrug resistance-associated ABC transporter. The record is from RefSeq and is a predicted model, not a curated record. Bases 1 to 291 code for a protein of 96 amino acids. NCBI's taxonomy places the organism in Eukaryota, Fungi, Basidiomycota, Ustilaginomycetes, Ustilaginales, Ustilaginaceae. The transcript has a single exon.
AUGUGUCCGCUGGUUCGCGUCCGGAGCUGGGAGUCGUCAGCCGAGCGUCGUGGCGAGACAUUCAGUUCCAUGCGAACAUCGGCCAACGGCAUGCUGACUCUUGCGAAGGCCGGAAAAGUUUCUUUCAGGCACAGGACAGGGAUUGUUGAGACACUCCAUCGGACAGGCUUAUUUGCGUUGGAAAGUGUGGCUCGAAAGAGCUCAUUCCUAGGGCUGACUCAGGAUAAUGGAUCCUGUGGUGACAUCUACAAGGCCUGGGCGGCCACGGAUCAGCGUGGAAGUGAAGCCUGA